GUCAAGUGAGGUGUAUAUCAGUAAGUUCCCGUUUGAGAAUGAGAUCAAGUAUCACGCUUUCUUUGUCUUUCAUCCUGCUUUCUUUGGUGUCUGUCUAUGCUGGCAAGACACGAACCAGCACCACAACUUCAAUACCAUCUUGCAGAGCAGCGUAGGGACAGCAUCAUCCUCCAAUGGCUUCGACCAUGAAGACCUCACGAGCACUGGCGGCAACAGGUAAAGUGAUUCCGCGAACGAGACCGAUGACGGUGGUCUCCCGCAAGACGACGACCACGCACAUCCGAGCAGCACACUCUCAGACUACAGGUACUCGCCGACAACUGCAUUCGACUUCCCAUGAAAACAGCCAUAUGACCCUUCCCAUCGACACCAGCCUAUCACAACAAUCCCCAGCGCUGACGACUCCAUCGUCCCCAAUAUCCACGCCAGCAGACGCACCGCUCUCAUGCCUGGCCCUCUCGGAAGUCCUCCGAUCCUACCUCAUCACCACCAUGUCCUCCUCUCCCGCCCUCCUCUCCGCGUCCACCACCCUCCUACGCAAGAUGCUCGAGUCGCCUAAUCCGCUCUUCAAUCUUGAGAAGAACCCUCUGAUGCGUCUGAUUCUCUGGGAGACUUUCUACAAACAAUUCUGCGCCGGAGAGAACAAAGACCAAAUUUCAAAGAGAUGUGCGGAGUUACGUGCUCAAGGCUACUCCGGUGUGAUCCUUGAAAGCGCACGCGAAGUGCUCACGUGUGAAAGUGAGCAACAUGAUGAGGCAGCAGACGUGGAGUUCUGGACCAAAGGGAUGCUGGAGACCAUCGACAUGGCCGCGCCAGGAGACUUCCUGGGACUGAAAUGGAGUGGAUUGGGAAGUGCGGCAACGAAGCGCAUGGCCAAGGAACAAGAUCCUUCAACUGAGAUGAAAGCGGCUAUGCACACUGUCAGUCGCGCUGCUGCUGCGAAAAACAUCGGCCUUCUUCCCUCUGCUGAAGAGACGUGGAAUCUGCAAGGUUUCCACAACUGGAGCAUGAUGAUGCAAAGAGAAUACAACACGGAAGGCAAAGCCGUGGUCUAUACCACCUACCAAAUGUACCUCAAGCAAAUGCCUGGCAUCUUGGGCAAACAUCUCGAAAUCGCAAAAGCAGAAGGCUUCACACUAGGAGCCAAACUCGUCAGGGGCGCCUAUCUUGCCUCGGAACCUCGACAUCUCAUCCGCGAUACCAUUGAGCAUACUCACCACGCCUACGACUCUGCCACAGCAGCCCUCAUCAGCCGCUCUUACGACUCCUUCCUCCGUCCCGCCACCCCAGGCCAAGUCCACUUUCCACAGAACAUCAAUGUGCUUGUCGCAUCCCACAAUGCUGCCACAGUCUCGAAAGCCCGCUCUCUGCGCCAACAACAACUCCUCCACGGCGAAGCACUGACUCCAUUGGUCUAUGCGCAACUGCAAGGCAUGGCCGACGAAGUUUCUUGUCAACUUCUUCGAGAUGCGGAGAUUGGAGAGGGAGUCAAGGAGAAGGUAUUCAAAUUGACAGUGUGGGGAAGUAUGUUUGAAGCGCUCAACUACUUGUUGCGAAGGGCUGCAGAGAACAAAGAUGCCGCGAGUCGCACCGGGGACACGAGAAUGGCUAUGCAGGCUGAAUUGGGGAGAAGGAUGAGGGAAACGAUCUUUGGCGGUGGUGGUGGUGCAUCUGCAUGAUCUGCAUCCACAGGCGGAGCGAAUGGGAAGAAUAUACUGUUUUGAAUGAUCUUUUCUGAUGCGAAGGGAUUCUACGACAACGACGACGACGACGAUGACGAGGGAUGAAGAUAUGAGUGAGAUGUGGGCUUGUAAGGAGCCCGAAGCUACUGACUGCGGGACCCAAGGAGAAUUGCAUGCAUGGCCUGUUGUUCUAUUACCUAGGUUUGCUGCUGUGGCGAUUGAUGGAGUAUGGGCUCGGGCCUCUUCGAUUAGCGCGGAGUUGUGAGAUUGGUACAGAGAGCAAUUCUCGAAGCUACAUGUAUGUGAUCUAUCUACAUUUUGGGAUAUGAGG
This is a messenger RNA of Sphaerulina musiva SO2202, 2013 nucleotides long. Its product is annotated as carbapenem antibiotics biosynthesis protein card. The record is from RefSeq and is a predicted model, not a curated record. Gene Ontology annotation, cellular component: mitochondrion. The transcript has a single exon. Bases 174 to 1679 code for a protein of 501 amino acids. NCBI's taxonomy places the organism in Eukaryota, Fungi, Ascomycota, Dothideomycetes, Mycosphaerellales, Mycosphaerellaceae. Gene Ontology annotation, molecular function: FAD binding; proline dehydrogenase activity.